Messenger RNA from Sphaeroforma arctica JP610, 538 nucleotides. RefSeq lists its product as hypothetical. The annotation marks the transcript as partial. The record is from RefSeq and is a predicted model, not a curated record. NCBI's taxonomy places the organism in Eukaryota, Ichthyosporea, Ichthyophonida. The transcript has a single exon.
GUUUGGUGUACCUAGUAUAACUCGCUUACCUCUGUUAGGUGUACCUAGUAUAACUCGUUUUUGUAGUACAUACUCAGCUGCUCUGCGACUUAAAUUACGAUAGGAAGCACUACAAUUGGCUAUUUCUGGUACAUAUGAACAUACACCACUAUACUGAUACACAAGCACGCAUAUCAUUAUACUAGUAUAUAUAUAAAUAAACACAAAUUUCACACCAUCCCACAUAGCACACAUCAUGGAUAGACGGGUCAGCUACGAUACACUGUCGAGCAGUUUCGACCGGCAACUCACUCAGGCACUCCGGCUGGGCCAAAUCGAUGAGUACAGCUUUAAUAGGAAGGAUGCAGUAAGACACACUGACUCUGAUACUCCAGUAGCUGUAGACUUCUCAACGGUUGCUAAGCGUUUUUAUGAGAUGCAACGAAACCGGUUAUUAGAGAUUUCUAACCCACAUCUCCUUGGACUGCCGAGUGAUUUCCUGUACCAUAUUGGGUAUAGCUCACAUGACGACUUGGCGGACAAGUUUAGUGACAUCAAG